AUGCAACCGCGAAAGGUCGUUGUGAAAGUAGUUGAGCCUUCCGCGCAGCAGAGACAAGCAGCAUACCUUUCCCGCUCUCCCUCCCCUCUCAAGACGGUCGCGUCCCCAGCCUCAUCCGAAGUUGGUUUCCGCCCAAAGGCCAAAGUCAAUAGUAGCGCCACCUCAAACCUCGUCGCUCGCAAGGCCACAGUUGCCAGUUCUUCUCCCAUCGUCCGAACUGGCUCUGUCAAGAGCACCAUUAGUGUUAGCACUAGCCGAACUGCCUCCCCAACACGAAAUGGGAGCCGUACCCCAAUACAGCCACAACCACCACGACCACGGGCUGCGGUGACAAGGGGCAUUCGGCCGACCGGAAACACAACUCCUCGAAACCCAUUUGACGCGUCGCGGUCUGACAUUGUGGACCUUUCCGGUCCAGAGGACGCCCCAUCACCGCGAAUCAAAGCCAAACUAUCCAAUCUCUCGAAGAACAUUGCAGAGGAAGGGAGCAGGUCGCCUCAGCUUUUACCACAACAACAAUUUCACCGCCCCCGCGUCCCAUCUGUCUCUUCGACGACAACAUCGUCCUCGCUUUCCCCGAGGCCCAAUUCGUAUUAUCAGCCUUUUCCCGACGCCGCAAAGUUCACUAGGGCGAAUGGAAACGGCUUCCCGUUGUCAGCAACCGUAGAUCCGACAACGGUCCCACUCCCAUCCCACUCCCCACCAACUUCUGCCCUCUCCUUUUCCUCCCGGUCAUCUGUCUCGGUGUCGUCUGGCGUACACAGUGAUGACAGGAACGCAACGAAUAUAAUACGUGGCGGGCUCGAGAACUUGUUGGGCUUCAGCGAAAUUUUGCCUGGUGAGGAGACGGAAACGGAUGAAGAUCUAUCAGAAGAGGAGGAUGAGAUAGAGAGCACGGAACAGCGAAAGGUAAAUGCUAUCGAGCGCGAGGUUAGGGCAGAGGCAAAGUCUGUUCGCAAGAUUGCGGACCUGGAAAUCACCAACCGCUCGCUCCUCACGAUCAACACCUCCCUAGAGCAGACCAAGCAUCGACAAGCGAAAGAAAUCCGCGAACUUCGCAGGAAACUGCGUGAAUCGAGGCUGGUUUUACCACCUAAGGAGUUCCGCGCAGUCAGCAUGAAAGAUACGAAAGACCACGAGUCAGAAGACGACGAAACAGACGAGGAAGAUGAAGGCGAGGAAAGGGAACGCGAGCGGGAGAAGCACGACCAAACUUACAAACGGAUUAAAAUUAUUCUGGAGGGUCUGAUCGAGACAGGACGGAGGGCGUUGGAAACAACGUCAAAAGACUUUCCUGAAGAGGAGAAUACGAACAAGCCCAAGGUGGCGAAGGUCCUCAGUGCUUUCGACCAGGAGGAGGAUGAGGACGAAGACAGGCCGUUAUCCCCGUCCCGUGUUGCUGUGCCAGACAGUGAUUCCGAAUCUGACCACGAUGAAGCGGAGGUCAUGAAAAGUCUGCUUUCACCUUCCCCUUCCCCUCAACGACCCACAUAG
Mycena indigotica is the source of this 1494-nucleotide messenger RNA. RefSeq lists its product as uncharacterized. Bases 1 to 1494 code for a protein of 497 amino acids. The transcript has 3 exons. The record is from RefSeq and is a predicted model, not a curated record. NCBI's taxonomy places the organism in Eukaryota, Fungi, Basidiomycota, Agaricomycetes, Agaricales, Mycenaceae.